AUGGAGGUUCCUUCUGCAGAUGGGUCAGCGCCUGCAGGUGCUAUGGGUGCACCUGUAGGUGGCAUGCCUAUGAGCAUGGGGAAUCCAGCCUUCACUCACCAAGAUCGGGGUUCGCCCAGAACUCCAGCUCCGCGUUUGCCUGGCUUCACAGCAGCCGGAAGGUUACGACAACCAAGUCCGACUGGUGAACUUAGCGGUGUUGAAUUGCUCUUGUUGCAGCAAAACCAGUUGCUCAUGAGCCAAUUGAAGGAGUUGCAAGCGCAAGUGCAGACUUCGCAGUCGCGUGAAGACAAGGUGGCUGCCAGUGAGGCUUUGAAGUCUAAGUUGUUCCAGCAACCUCAAGACUUGCUGGAUGGAGUGGAUCCUGCCUUACGCAAGAUCUUCGAUGAUUUCACAAAGGAAGUGAGGCAGCUUCUCAGCGCUUGGGAGACGCAAACCAAAUUGCUUGAGAAGUACAAAAAGCUUGUUGAAGAGGGCCAACUCCACUCGCACUUCAAAGCUGAAGCAGAGUUCCGAUGGCAGUUCACGAAAAUCUACCUUGCCCAAGCCAUGCCGACAGCAGGUGAUGACAUGAGUGACGCACCCUUUUCUGUGGUUGAUGCUUGGGCUGCAAUGCGCGAACGACAUGCCAAAGAAUGUUUCGAGUUUAUUGUGCAGCAUCAGGAGAAGUGCGUCAAUCUCUAUGAUGGCCUGAUUGAAUGCACCGCUCUGAAGCAGUCACUUCUUGACAAGUUGGAUGCAUGGUUCGCUCAGCACAGCUUUGCAGAUGCAGACAUUUGUGGUGCGUUAAAGCUUCGCGCAGAGCAGUACGUAGAAAGCUUGCUGCGAGCAGAAAGGCCUACAAAGAUCAAGGAUGACAGCGCGUUAGCAUUUCUUGUCAAGGACAACGCCGAGCUUUGCCAGAAACACAAGCUAAAGAUUGUCGAUCCUAAAGAACAGCCGUUCCCCUUCUCGGACUCCAAGAUCGCCAAGGGCCGAUCCUUUUGGCUUGACGAAGACAGAUGCAGCAUUGACUUCUACAGGUUCUGUGUCGCCCAGUCUUUGCGCACAGGAUUUUAUGCUUUGCUGCACAGGCAAGUCUACAAAGGAGUUCACAACCUGGUCCCUGCUGAUGUGAUUACCGUUCCCAAAUACGUUCUUUUGCAUGUUGCCAAAGGUGGCAAGUUCAUUCCCACUAGCAAGCCAACUUCUGUGCCAAGAGUCAUUGAUGGUUUGGGUCAGUUGCGGAGGCAGCUGCUUUUGCGGAAGCAUUUUGCAGCUCACCCUGAUGCAGCUGUAAUGUCCAAGUGUCGUUUGAGAAGUGCAUGGCAACCGCCAAGUGAUCCUCAUAUCGACGCCUAUGUCAGACUGGCCUUGCGGGAACUGGCUGAGUUUGAGCCCAAGCCUUUCAAGUCAAAUCAGUCUUGGUUGGAUCGGAAAGCACAGAGUUGGCUGCGAAGUCACGCAGAAUUCAUUUGUAUUGUUGACUGUGACAAAGGUCUUGGAGAUGCCUUGGUUUUGAGAUCCUGGGUUGUUGAGCAAGUCCACUUGCAGCUUGCCCAGGGUUAUACACAGGUCACGCCGGCAGUUGCACGUCGUCAAAUGGCAGAACUCAAGCAAUUUGCCGACGCCAUGCUACAUCAUUUUGCUGCCUCAGGGCUGCUUUCGAGAGCUGAGAUUCUUUUCGUUCUCAGCAGUUUUGGUCAAACAGCUGCCGGUACGUUUCGCAUACUAGUCAAGGUGCACAAGUGCCCGACUGGUUCAAGGCCUAUUUGCAACCUUCGUCACUGUUGGUUCCAACCUUUUUCAGUUUUUCUGGUUGAGAAGCUGGGCCCGCUUGUGUCCAGUUUGAGUUCAGUGAUUGUAUCAACAGACCAACUUUUGCAGCAGCUUGAUCAUGUCACUUGUCUUCCGAGUAUGUGCCUGGUUACGCUUGACGUGGUAAACCUUUAUCCGUCGGUAUGCCGCCGCCACAUGAUGUCUUUGGUUGCUCCAUUCGUGAGGCAGAGGAUGUCGAAUCAGAGCCUCUGUGAGUUCAUCAUUCGGGCUCUUGAGCUCGUGCUCGAAGCUUGUGUUGUCUCUUUUGAUGGCUGCUGGUACCAAUCGCGUGAUGGGAUACCCACGGGUUUAUCGGUUGCGAGCAUUCUUGCGAACAUCUACCUCUGGCACUUUGACAAUUUCUUGCUGCAGCAAGGUGGAGAGCAGUUGCAACUGAUCAGGCGUUUCAUUGACGAUUUGUUACUGCUUUGGUCUGGAGAUGUAAGCUUGUUGACUUCACUGGCGAACUCUUGGCAUGAGUCUUUGAGGUUUGACUUAUCUGCCCACGGUGAUGUUCAUUUCCUGGAUGUUGCCCUUACCAUUUUGCCGAACAGAAGGAUCCACUGGAGUCUUUUUCACAAGCCACAGAACCUUUAUCUUUAUGUGCCUGCUCACAGCAAUCAUCCCGCAAGCGCUCUCAAGAGCUUGCAGAUUGGAGGGGCAUUGAGAUGUCAGAAGCGAAAUCGUCUCUGUGCAGAUGCUUUGGCCAGCUUGAAGCUUUUCAAACGCCGUUUGAAAGACAGAGGUUUCGAUCUGAAACGCUUUGAUGUCAUCAUUGCCAAGUACCAGCGAUGUCCGAAGAAGCAUGCCCCUAGUGUGAGGAAGGUACACUUGAAAAUUCCUUACAACAAAGAUGUGUCACCUGCUUGGAUUUCAAGCAAGCUUCGCAAACAUUCUGCGUUACUAAAGCGCGGACUUCCAGAUGUACAGCCGGAAUCUCUUUCGGCGCAGAUACCAGGAAACUUGGAAAUUUUUCAGUCGUAG
Molecule: messenger RNA, 2781 nt
Organism: Symbiodinium natans
Lineage: Eukaryota; Dinophyceae; Suessiales; Symbiodiniaceae
Source: the annotation of a GenBank genome assembly